Molecule: messenger RNA, 1438 nt
Organism: Triplophysa rosa
Lineage: Eukaryota; Metazoa; Chordata; Actinopteri; Cypriniformes; Nemacheilidae
Exons: 6
Coding region: 49-729 (226 amino acids)
Source: RefSeq, a predicted model, not a curated record
UUCCCGUAAAAUGAAGAUUAAGAGUUAAGUAUCAUACAGAUCAUCAUCAUGAAAGCUACAACAAUGAGCAAAACAUGGAAGCAACUUUUCUUGGUCUUUGCAUUUCUCUUUACUGAGUCUCAAGGCCAGGGCAAAUCCUCUUGCUCCUCCGCUGAUUUCUCUUUUGACCAGCUUCAUAAACAACUUCAGAACACAAAAGACUGCUUGGAAGCUACAUCUGAAAAGUGGACAACACACCAAAAUGCAGAUUUUUUUAACCAGCUACUCACGUUGACUGAAAUUAUCCAGAAACAACAAAACACUGAGUUAUUGAGGUUACUGCCAGCAAACUGUUCUGUUCCAGUAGUGCCCAGGGAUGGAGGCCUGCUGUGUGUGUCUGCUGAGAAUAACAUCUACUGUAAACCAAUGUGCAAUGCGGGUUAUGAUUUCAACCUCAUAAGAAGAUCAAGACUGUACGAGAAAUGCGGCGCUGCUUCCCAACACAAAUGGACAACACAGUACAUAGGUGGCAACAGGCUGGCUGACUGCACUAAGUCUCACAUAACGGUGGCUGGCGCCCCGUCUGCCUUCUUUCCUGAGGGCAAGGACUGUCACAAGACAAAGAGCAAUGAACAACUAAUAAGGAAUAUCACAAACAUCUUUCGUUCAGAGCUUAUUAAGGUCUUUAGAUUUAAAGGAUUAACAUCCUUUAAUUCCACCUGCCUUAUCUGUGGUCAGAACCAGAAAUAAGAGGAAAUGAAGAGAUCCAAAAGUGUUCCACAUUAAAAAAUAAUGAAUGAUUCAACAUGUAGAACAACAUCUGGUUUUAUGAAACUAUAUGUGGCUUGAAAAAGAGCAUUUAAGGAAAUUAACACUUACUUACCAUUACCAAUAAAAAUUAAAUAAUCAAAUUAACAGUGUGUCAAGACAAAAUGCAAAGCACUAAAGCAAUGCUACUACAAUACAAAGGCAACCACAUUCAUUCAAUAACAAUGCAAAUGCUAUAGCAAAAUAAUGUAUCUUCAAAGUAAAGUAUAGAUUGUCAUGGCUCUGUCUCACUUAGUCAUGUUUUUCUUGGUCCUGUGACAGUCAUGACAAAGCCUUUGUUUAUGUGUGGAGAGAGACAUAUUGUUGUCCUUUUGACAAUAAUAUGCGUUCUCUCCAGUGUCUUGUCAUUGGCCCCGCCCCUCUGGUUUCAUGUAUUGCUUUCCUUCCGUGUCUAAUGUUUCCCACCUGCCCUCGCUCGUUAUCCCUCGUUUGUCUUCCCUAUAAGAUGUUCUCAUGUUUCAUUGUCUUGUGCUCCUGUAUUGCGUUCGAUACGUUCCAUGUCUCCUGAGCUUUCUUGUUGUUUCAUGCUUGUGUUCCUGUUUAAAGUCUCCGUCAAGUUUAGUAAGUUUUUAGUUUAGUUUUGUCCAGUUAUGUUUAGCGUUGUUUAGUGUAAAUCAGUCUUCGUCCUGUU